AUAAUUGAAGGAUUUAUGAAAUCCAGAGGGUAUCACCAGCUGCUGCUUUGCACAUACCAAGGACAUGAACAUUUUCCAAUGGAGAAUUUACCUAGCUUAAUAAAUAAAAGUCCAAGAGCAGGUCACAGCAUUAACAUUCAGAGGGAGUGCAGCGAGAAUCAGAUUCAAUCUCUGGCAUUGCUGGGCUUGUGGCUUGUGGUUGAUUUUUUAUUUACUUUGCAAAAGUUCCUGAUAGGCGGAGCAUCUAGUUUCAACUUCCUUUUGCAGCAAGUUCUUUCCUGCACUAAUCACAAUUCUUGGAAGAGGAGAAUUGGACAUUGUGAACAGAGUUAGCUGGUAAAUGUCCUCAUAAAAGAUUCAAAAAAUGAAACUUCUAGCAAAGAUUAUUUGCCUUAUGUUAUGGGCUAUUUGUGUAGCAGAAGAUUGCAAGGAACUUCCUCCAAGAAAAAAUACAGAAAUUCUGACAGGUUCCUGGCCUGACCAUACAUAUCCAGAAGGCACUCAGGCUACCUAUAAAUGCCGCCCUGGAUAUAGAUCUCUUGGAAAUAUAGUAAUGGUAUGCAGGAAGGGAGAAUGGGUUGCUCUUAAUCCAUUAAAGAAAUGUCAGAAAAGGCCCUGUGGACAUCCUGGAGAUACUCCCUUUGGUUAUUUUAGCCUCAUAGGAGGAAAUGUGUUUGAAUAUGGUGUAAAAGCUGUGUAUACAUGUAAUGAGGGGUAUCAAUUGCUAGGUGAGAUUAAUUAUCGUGAAUGUGACACAGAUGGAUGGACCAAUGAUAUUCCUAUAUGUGAAGUUGUGAAGUGUUUACCAGUGAAACCACCAGAGAAUGGAAAAAUUAUCAGUGGUGCAAUGGAACCAGAUCGGGAAUACUAUUUUGGACAAGUAGUACGGUUUGCAUGUAACUCAGGCUACAAGAUUGAAGGAGAUAACGAAAUGCAUUGUUCAGAAGAUGGUGUUUGGAGUAAAGAGAAACCAAAGUGUGUGGAAAUUUCAUGCAAAUCCCCAGAUGUUAUACAUGGAUCUCCUAUAUCUCAGAAGAUUAUUUAUAAGGAGAAUGAACGAUUUCAAUAUAAAUGUAACAUGGGCUAUGAAUACAGUGAAAGAGGAGAUUCUGUAUGCACUGAAUCUGGAUGGCAUCCGUUGCCUUCUUGUGAAGAAAAAACAUGUAAUGUGCCUUACAUUCCAAAUGGUGUCUACUCACCUUUAAGGAUUAAACACAGAACUGGAGAUGAAAUCAGGUACCAGUGUAUAAAUGGUUUUUAUCCUGCAACCUGGGGAAAUACAGCAAAAUGCACAAGCACUGGCUGGAUACCUGCUCCAAGAUGUACUUUGAGACCUUGUGAUUAUCCAGACAUUAAACAUGGAGGACUAUAUUAUGAGAGCAUGCGUAGACCAUACUUUCCAGUACCUGUAGGAAAAUAUUACUCCUAUCACUGUGAUGACUCUUUUGAGACUCCUUCAGGAAGUUACUGGGAUUACAUUCAUUGCACACAAGAUGGGUGGUCACCAGCAAUACCAUGCCUCAGAAAAUGUUACUUUCCUUAUUUGGCAAAUGGAUAUAAUGAAAAUAAUGGAAGAAAGUUUGUACAGGGUAACGCUAUAGAAGUUGCCUGCCAUCCUGGCUACAGUCUUCCAAAAGAGCAGACUACAGUUACAUGUACAGAGAAUGGCUGGUCUCUUACUCCCAGAUGCAUCCGUGUCAGUAAGUACACUGCUCUGAGAUCCCAGCAUGUUCAUGUCUUUCUAAAUAACAGAGAUGACAUUCUAAUACUCAUCUAUAUUAACUGUGGCAAAAUGUUUAUGUCAACUUGUUUUGCCAGCAGACCUAUUUCAUUUUUGGUUUUUCAAUUGUGUAUAAAUAAAUAUACAAAUUUCUUGAUAAGUACAUAGUAAAAUAAAUUAUCCUAUUAAUGGGCAUUAGUCAAGAAUACAGUAAAAUAAUUUGAAC
Mandrillus leucophaeus (drill) is the source of this 1946-nucleotide messenger RNA. Its product is annotated as complement factor H-like. The coding region runs from base 365 to 1888 and encodes 507 amino acids. The transcript has 9 exons. Lineage: Eukaryota; Metazoa; Chordata; Mammalia; Primates; Cercopithecidae. The record is from RefSeq and is a predicted model, not a curated record.